Molecule: messenger RNA, 7844 nt
Organism: Polistes canadensis
Lineage: Eukaryota; Metazoa; Arthropoda; Insecta; Hymenoptera; Vespidae
Product: serine-rich adhesin for platelets-like
Exons: 16
Coding region: 631-7770 (2379 amino acids)
Biological process (GO): carbohydrate metabolic process; chitin catabolic process
Cellular component (GO): extracellular region
Molecular function (GO): chitinase activity; chitin binding
Source: RefSeq, a predicted model, not a curated record
UAAAUAUAUUUAAUCUAAAAAGAUUAUCUAAUUUUUGUACCUAUAUUUAAUUUUCUUCAAACGAAGUGAAUGAUAUGAUAACUGGGUUCUCGAAAGACAACAAAAGGGAGAUAUUCAUGGAAGGAGGAUAAUAAGAAAAUAAAUAUCUUCCUUUCACCUCUCCCAGUUGAAGUACGAGCAAAAAGGGACCCGAUGCCUAUGGAAUGAAAAUGCGGAUCGACUGGUGGGGCCCCUUGUGUAUAUCGAAGGUGAUAGCUAUGGUUGGAGGUGGAGACGGCCCAUGAAAGUAACAGUGACUCUCUUCGACUCGUCCACCUUCCAACCGAUCGCAAGAAGACCUCGUCAGUUGUACGUUCUUCGUCCUGGAGAACAGUGCUCGCGAAUAUUUAUCCACCAUACAUACGUAUUUAUGUGUCCUUCGGUGUCAUCGACCAUUAACAAGGUCGCGCGUUGUGCUCGUCCAAAAAAUAAAUUAACAAACGGAUCGACAAAUAAAUUAUAUUAAUAAAUAAAUUAUAUAUAGAGAGAAAGAGCUACAGUGCACAUUGGUGCAACACAAUGUGCCUGAGCGUAGUUUUUUGAAGACAAAUUUAACAGACAAUAAAUUGUUAAUUUUUAAGAAGAAAAAAGAUGGAUUGGGUACGAACACUGUUCUUCUUGGUUGCCAUUGCUGUCCUUGGUACCAUUCAGGAUGGAAUGGCAGAGAAAAAGAUCGUUUGUUAUUAUACUAAUUGGUCGAUAUAUCGACCGGGAACAGCAAAAUUUUCUCCACAAAAUAUUAAUCCAUAUUUGUGCACCCAUUUGAUUUAUGCUUUCGGUGGUUUCACCAAGGACAAUGCAUUGAAACCUUUCGAUAAAUACCAGGACAUCGAGAAAGGUGGUUAUGCUAAAUUCACGGGACUGAAAACUUAUAAUAAAAAUUUAAAGACCAUGUUAGCGAUCGGUGGUUGGAACGAAGGUUCCAGUAGAUUUUCACCGAUGCUUGCCGAUCCAGCCAGGAGGAAAGAAUUAGUUAAGAAUUCGAUUAAGUUCCUCAGGCAAAAUCAUUUCGAUGGCCUUGAUCUCGAUUGGGAGUAUCCGGCUUUUAGGGACGGUGGAAAACCUCACGAUAAAAAUAAUUAUGCCAAUUUCGUACAAGAACUUUACGAAGAGUUUGAAAGAGAAUCUAAGAAAACUGGAAGACCACGAUUAUUAUUAUCAAUGGCUAUGCCUGCUGGUAUAGAAUACAUUGACAAAGGUUACGAUGUUCCUCGUUUGAAUGAGUAUCUUGAUUUUAUAAAUCUUUUAUCUUACGAUUAUCAUUCAGCAUACGAACCCGCGGUAAAUCAUCAUGCACCUCUUUAUCCUUUGGAAGAGGACAAUGAAUAUAAUUAUGACAGUGAAUUAACAAUAAAUUAUACGAUCAAUCAUUUAAUACAAAGUGGAGCAUCAGCGGAAAAAAUUAUAUUAGGAAUACCAACUUAUGGUCGUUCGUAUACAUUGUUUAACGAAGAUGCAACAGAUUUGGGAUCACCGGCUGAUGGUCCAGGUAUUGAAGGUGACGAUACACGUGAAAAAGGAUAUCUAGCAUAUUACGAAAUUUGUGAAAGUAUCACAAAUUCGGAUGAUUGGGAAGUAAUGCAUCCCAAUCCGAAAGCAAUGGGACCGUAUGCUUUCAAAGGUAAUCAAUGGGUUGGUUAUGACGAUGUUAAUAUCGUUCAAUUGAAGGCUCGUUUUAUAAACGAGAGAAAUCUGGGUGGUAUGAUGUUCUGGUCAAUUGACAACGAUGAUUUCCGUGGAAAGUGUCAUGAUCGGCCGUAUCCUUUGAUAGAAGCCGGUAAAGAGACACUUUUAAUCGAAGACACAAGUAACGUUGCUCAAAAACCGAAAUCAACGGAUUCUCGUAAAAAAUUACGCAGUCAGGGAACAUCGAGUAAUUCUUUACGUCGAAAAGCAAAUUCGAAUGUUAGAAGGAGUACAACAACUUCAGCUCCAGUGAGAAGAAAACAAGUUACGACCACUUCUAAACCGAAAUAUCGUACGAUUUCACGAACGAAAUUAACCGAGGAGGAUGAGGGAGAAGGGGAGGAGGAAGAUGAUCGAGAACUUGAAAGACGAUCUUACAAUCCUUCAUUCGUCGAAGAGAAAAAUGAGAGUGGUAAUGCUGUUAGAAAUACUGAUAAGAAAAAAAGAUCACGAAACAGGAGUAAAACGCGAAAUCGAUCGUCGACUGGUAGACGUAGGAAACCAGGAAGAAAUGAGGAAAAUGAAAAUGUGAAACAUUCGACGAGUGAAUCUUUGAGUAACAAAUUGACGACACCUGAACCACCGACUACACCUGAUCCUGGAACUGAUUUUAAAUGCGAAGACGAAGGAUUUUAUCCUCACCCACGUGAAUGUAAAAAAUAUUUCUGGUGUCUCGACAGUGGUGCUGCUGGUUUGGGAUUGGUUGUUUAUCCAUUCACUUGUCCUGCGGGUUUGGUAUUUAACAAAGCUGCUGAUUCUUGUGAUUAUCCACGUAACGUAGCUUGUCCUAAAGCAAAAACAACUCAAACGACAACAAGAGCACCGAUCACAGCAGCAACCAGUCGUACAACUUAUUUGCACAGUACAACGCAACGUACAACUACAGCUAAAUUGGAUUCCGAGGAAGAUGAAGAAUAUUAUGACGAUGAAGAAGAAGAAGAAGAAGAAGUGGGUAACGCAGAAGAAGAAGAAGAAGAGGAAGAGGAGGAGGAAGAAAAAUUGAAACCCAAAAUAACUUCGACCAUGAAACCACUUCAAUAUAAAACCAUAACUAGAAAUAAACCCAGUACUACAACAGCGAGUACAACCAAUAGGACAACGUCAAGACCAGAGAAGGAAGAAGAUUUUAAAAAUGGCGAUCUUGCAGAUGAGGAAGAUCCUAAAGUGAUCAAAGAAUUGAUUAAUUUAAUCAGAAAAGCAGGUGGUAUCGAAGAAUUAGAAAAACAAUUACAUCUUCAACAAAAGGGUUCCGGUACAUCAUCAAAUAACGAUCCUGUAACCCCAGCAACAAUCAGUCGUACAUUGUACGAACGUGUUCUGAAUCGGCAAGCUAGCAAAAUAGUUUCGGGAUACUCUGAAAACCUUGAUUACAAAAAUGGGCCUGGUAGGGCUCAAUUUGAAGGUUUGGAUGAAAUUCCUGAAGUAAAGAGUCUCAGGAGAGCACAGAAACCACAAUAUGUUACAAUCGAGAGACCUAAGGUAUCAACGAAUGCACCACAAUUGGAGGAUGAAGUAACUAACAAUAAUGAUGAUGGUAAUGAUGAUGAUGAUGAUGAUGAUGUAGAAGAGGAUUAUGACGAAUUGGAAGAUUACAACACGAACGUAGCUUCCUCCGAGGAUGAAACUAUCAGCAAUCCAUCAGAAAUUAGUACCUCGACUCAACGAGUAACACCAAAUUAUGUUAAUAUUCGACGCAAUCGAUUUUCUACGACCACGUCCAAAAAUGAAAAUGACGUAGAAGAGAAAGCUGAUAACGCGGAAGAGGAGAUUCCGAUUCGCCGAAGACGUCCCAACGGGUCAACCAAAAAUCAAGAUAAGGAAUCCGAACAUAAUUCAAAACCAUUCCGCACGCGUACGAGAUACAGGAACACGGAAGUUAAUAAGAACGUUGAGGAAUCAUCGGAACGAUUGGAUUUGAAUGGGAAAGUAAUUCAAGGAACGCGACAAACGGAUCAUCAUGAAAUUAACACGCAACCAACGACCAAAUCUAGAUAUAUCAAUAUACAACGUUUCCGAAGUACAACGCAGAAAAAUUUGGCCGAUAGCACUGAUAAUUCUAGGAUUGAUGAAAUAACGACGGAGAGAACAACUGUUCAAAAUAAAAUUGAUAAGGAUGAAGAUAUUACAACGACUUCUACGAAUCCAGUGAUAUUUUCAACGAUAUCAUCAACUACAACGACGUCAACAACAGAAGCAUCAACUACGACAGAGCCCAGUUUGCCCUCAGUAUCCUCGGUUACAUCCAUUUAUUCAUCAUCAUCAUCAUCAUCAUCAUCAUCAUCAUCAUCAUCAUCAUCAUCAUCAUCAUCAACUAGUACAAGUACGAAUAACGAAGCUACAACCAUCAAGAUAAAUCCUGUCGAAGAAACAUCUAUAGUAUACAAUCUUAACAACAACAACAACAACAAGAAUAAUUUGAUACCGUCAAUAACGACGACUGAUUCCCCUGUUAAACUCGUUGAAGAAUCAGCUACGGAAAUCCUUUUGACGACAGCACCAGCGAGCCCAAGUCCAGGUACACCAUCAAUAUUGUCUACAACCAGGCUAAUAGCUACGGUAUCGCAGCCACGACCAUUCGGAUUUACUCGGAGAAGAUUGGGUAGUGUCACUGCUGAUGUAACAACGACACCAUUAGCCCCAUCGAUCGAUCAAUCUAGAUCAUCUAAGGUGAGUAUAACGUCGCGAAAUUCGACCCGAUCGAGCUCGUUUCUGAUAGGAAGAGGUCGAUUAAGAACAAGACAGGAUUCGUCUACUCGUAUUUCCGACAAUAAACGGAUUAUUACUGAACAAGAACAACUCGAUAAUCAAGCAACUUCCGAAGAAACUUUAAACAAACCAAGAGAGAUUAUUGCAAGUAGAUCAACUAGGCCUAAUAAUAACAAACGUAAAGGAAUAAAUAGAUAUAAUUCAUCGACGAGCAAUCCUAUAAACGAAGACAUAUCGAAAAAUACGAUAUCCCGUAGACGAACUCGUACAACAGAAUCCCCCCCAAGUACUACUACUAUUAAAACAAUCGUUGACAAUUCCAAUCCAAGAAGAAGGUAUCGUCGUCCUUCCAUACAAUCCACCACGGAAACUACCAAAUCUAACGAACUCGAAGACAGUCCAAUCGUUAGAAUUACGCAAGGGUAUAAUAGCAGAAGUAAAAAGUUUCGAUCUAAAUCGGAUGUCAACUUGGAUAAGGACGAUAAUGAAAAGAUAACGAACAUCAGAGUUUUCAAACAAUCCUCGCCGAGUAUUAAUAAAGAACUGUAUGGAAGAACAAGGAAUCCUAAUAAAAGGAAUUACGUGGAUAUUGAACAGGUAACUCAAAAGAUUAACGUGUCAACAGAUAAUAACGAACAAAUUUCUGUUCCUGUCAACGUCACGACAAUUACUACUACGACAGCUAUGACAACUAUUAAAGAAAUUGAACAAAGUACAACUGAUGAUAACUUAUUUAAUACUGUUCGAAUUACUGACAAUGAUACAAUCAAUACCAUAACCAAUGAUUUCGAUGCGUCAUCCACGCCAACUGUUACGGAAAUCGAAGAAAGUAAUACGAGCGUUCAACCAGGACCAGAAUUUGAUACGAUUGCGUCGACUUAUUACAUUACCGAAUCCACAACUGAAAGUAAUACUAUAUCUACGGAUAAUAACGUCUCUUACGAGACCAGUUUUAAUCCGGAAGAGAUAUAUACCACUCCAAAUAUUAUCAUUCAAUCGAUUUCUCCUUCGAUUUACGAAAACACGGAAAUAAAUAAUAAUAACGAAACGAAUUUAGAUACGGUCGAAUCAUCCGAAAAAAAGCUUACCAAUCAAAGAAGAAAAAAAGUUAUUCUUAGGAGAAGGCCUGUAACGGUUAAUAGUAACAAUAACACUUCUUCAACGUCAUCGAUACAAAUGGAAGAUAAUAAAAAAUAUCAAGUAAACCGUAGACGAAAAGUAUUGAAACGUAUACGAUUGUUAAAUGGCAAAUCUUCUACAAUAUCUUUAGAAAAUUCUUCUUCUUUUUCUCAAGAAGAAGAAUUAAGUUCAUCCUAUUCAGAAGCAUCUUCCGAAACGAAUAUUUUCCAAUCAGACGAUACGACUGAUCCAAUUUCUACAGAAUUACAAUCAGAAGAAAUACUAGAAUCUGAAAAUGUUACCGAAAAUCUUUCAACCUUUGCUACCGAAUUUCCAAACGUAAUUGAUUAUACUUUGACCGAUCAAUCGUCAGAUAGUAAUUUAGAAACAUCAACAAUGACAACAGAAAGUACGAAAGAUGAUUAUUUUAUUUCCAAUUCAACGACAAUUCAAUCAACAAUAAUGGAUGAAACGAUUACAGAAACUUUGACGUCAACAACGGAAUCUAUGUUUCCUGAAAAUGAUGAUCUUUAUUCGACUGUAAUAACAACAGAAACAACUAUAACACCACCAACCACUUACGUAGAUAACACAUUUGAUCCAGAAGAAACUCGAUUGGCUAGAGAAAAUGUAACUGCUACUGUUCAAACAACUACCACCACACCAUCCUUCUCAGGAAAUUUGGAAGAGUCUCAAGUUUAUAGCAGAUCUUCUUCCUCUGAAACGAGAUACGUGAGAAAAAAAUUUCUUCGCAAACGUCCAGUAUUGUUGCCGGAAACACCGAACAGCAGAUAUGCUUUAAUUUCAAGGCCAUAUAAUCGUACGUUAUCUACGACCGAGAGAAACGAGAUUGACGUUAAUCAACUUUCCAAACGUAGGAAGAGUUUGUUCGUUCGUCGUCGACCUGUUUCAUCGACUACGAGAACUACGGAAGGGUUGGAAAUUAACAAUGAAGAUAUUAAUGAAACGGAAGAGGAAGAGGUACAAGAGGAUGAUGAUGUUGAUGAUACUACUACGAAGGAUAUCAUAAGCAGUGCAUCUGUUGAGAACGAAUCUUUAGAAUUUUGGAAACAUUAUACGAUACCUGCUGAUAGAUUGGCCAAUCAAAGACCAUCACCACCACCUUCCUCGGAUCAAAUUAAAAAUACAUAUUUAACAACCGAACCAUCGGUAACAACAUAUCCAACUGUAAUAAAAGAAACCGAGGAAUUCGAGAAGGAUGAUAGUAAGAUAUCUGGUAAUGUAAAUAAACCACGAUACGUAACAAUCAAUCGUAGACCAGAAUCACGACGAGCAUACAAAGUUCCGAAUUCGAUUAAAAAUGUGGACAACGUUAAAGAAGAAAAUAUAUCAACUACGGAAAGAAUAUUAUUGUCAGGUAAACGAUGGUAUCCCAUUGAUGAUUCUUCGCCGGAAGAAACGGAAGAUAAUCCGGAGACCAAGGAAGCAACGAGAUUGAAAUUCAAUGGGUAUCGUCAAGCAAGAGCACGUUAUCGAAAUUACGAAGAAAAAUUACAGAAGGAUAGAAUCAACAAAGAAACGGAUACAACACCUUCGUAUUUCGAAUAUACAACGUCGAGUUUGAGAUCCCGUUAUCAAACGAAACGUCCAAUCACACCGGUUGAAGUUCCGGUUACUGAGACCCUAAUACCUGCUAAGAAAUUUGAUUACGCGGCUGAUGCUUUUCAUAGGAAACAACAAUCUUUAAGGACAACAACUCCACAACACUAUGAUGACGAGGAAGAAGAAUCUACGAUGAAAUAUAAAAAUGAAGAUAAUUCUGAGAUACAAAAUCUCGUUGAUUCCGAACGAACGACGAUCCCAUCAUCAAACAAACCAUUGGUUACCAGAUUGGUAACUUCUAUUGCUGAAUCUGGAACCACUGAGAGACAAAAGAUUUUGAUCAAAACUAAAUACUCGUCUUUAACAUCUACCACGAGAAUACCUGUCCAAAAUGUGAUCACUAAAAACAUUGAUUAUCCUUCGACGACACAAUCGUUCAAAAUAUUGAACGUUGAUUCAACGAACGAUCAAACAGUCACAACACUCGACGAUUCAAUCAACGAAAUUCGUCCUGCGAUCGAAACUUCGACUCUUCCUAUAGAAAGCGAAUUUCUAUAUCGUGGAAACGGACGAUUCACUACGGAAUCCCAUGAAUCAUCGACCAUACCAAUCGAAUCGGUCUUCAGCAAUCUUAUUGCUGGACCUAAGGAACAUUAAUCUCGAUUUAUUCUUAUUAUUAAUAAUAAUUAACGACGAAAGAAACAAUUAACGAAGAAACGAUUCGAUAUUAU